Hydra vulgaris (swiftwater hydra) is the source of this 1013-nucleotide messenger RNA. The record is from RefSeq and is a predicted model, not a curated record. NCBI's taxonomy places the organism in Eukaryota, Metazoa, Cnidaria, Hydrozoa, Anthoathecata, Hydridae.
ACAGCUCUUCAUUGGGCUGCUAAACUUGGUCGCCCAGAUAUGGUGAAGUAUGUUAUAUCUGAGGGUGGUGAUGUUAAUUGCAAAUCGAAUAUGGUAUGUUUUGUUCAUCAUAUUCUGGAUAUACUCCUCUGCACUUAGCAGCUGUAAGUGGUCAUAAUCAAGUCAUAGUGCAAUUAAUUGAGCUUUAUGGUGCUAACAUACAUCAACGUGACCACAGUGGCAAAAAGCCAAAAGACAUUGUAAAAGAUACUGUAGCUGCUGAUGUUCAACGAAAACUUGGAAGAUCAUUAAUUCUUGCUGCAGAUGUCGUUAUUUCCCAUGACUCUUUGACGACUCUAAACAAGCUCCAUAAGAGAAGCAAUUCUGAAACGGAGCUAGUAUCUGAUUUGCCUGAAUCAACAAGAUCUCAUCUGAAGACAGUGAGCGUUGUGACUCCAAGAUCAAUGUCUUUCUUAAAACUAGCAAAAAAGCACGAGGUCAGGUUGAAAUCUGAAAAUUCAGCCGAAUCUCCAAAGCUCCCGACACGAAGAGUAAGUAAGCCAAUACUGCGAGAGAGACCAAAAACUCAAGUCAUUUCCGUUCCACCAAAUGCAUUUCAUCAAAUGGUCCAGCCAAAGGCUUCUUUUGAAAUUUGAAAAUUUUAAUUCAUUACUAUCUGUUCGCGAAUAAUUUAUACUUAUUACCUAAUAGCUCAAAGCAAAAAAUUAGAGAAACCAAUGUAAUAAUAAUCUUAUAUUAUCGAAAUACUGUAACGACACAAUUUCUUAAAAGGGUUGCAGUAUUGUAGUGUCUUUUUUUGUAUUUAAUGUAAAAAUAUAUUUCAUAUAGUUUUGCAUUUUCAAAGUAUUCCUAUAUCAAACUAUUAUUUAUUAGCUUUAUCACGUAUCUUAUAAAUAUUUAACUACUUUUUUUAACAAAUUGUAUAAUUUUUACAUAUUAAAUUGUCACUGAUAUUUUGAUGUAAUAAUUUUUAUCUAUACUAUUGUAUGUAUAUUAAAUAUAGUUGGGCUUCU